Molecule: messenger RNA, 519 nt
Organism: Haemonchus placei
Lineage: Eukaryota; Metazoa; Nematoda; Chromadorea; Rhabditida; Trichostrongylidae
Source: the annotation of a GenBank genome assembly
AUGGAGUCGGGAGCUUGUCGCAUACCUCCCUUUCCUCUGCUCUGGAAUCCACUACUGCUACCAUUUUCGACAGCGUUGAUGGCAAAGCUUCAGAAAAAAAAUAAAAUUAACCUCAUUCUAGGUUCACCUUCCACGCCUUCCCCGUUGUUGUCAAAAAGUAAAAAGGAGCGUGAUUGUCAGUGUGAAAUUUGUGGAAAGACAUUUGGACGUCACUGGCUUCUGCAAGGACACUUACGCACUCACACUGGUGAGAAGCCAUUCUCGUGCAACAUCUGUGGGAAAGCUUUCGCCGACAAAAGCAAUCUUCGUGCUCACAUUCAAACCCAUAGCAGUGAAAAACCACAUCACUGCCUACGAUGUGGAAAACGAUUUGCGCUGAAGUCAUACCUUAGCAAGCAUGAAGAAUCGUCUUGCUACCGUAGCACGUCCACUAAUUCCGACAGUCGGUUGAAUCCUCGACUGACCCACUACUUCAUCUGUUUUCCGGAAAACCAGCUUUUCGGAAAGAAUUCUGUUUAG